UGUAAGGCAAAAAGAAAAAAAAGCGGGCUCAAAGCUUCCUUUUCUAAAGUACAACAAAAAAUAUAUAGAAUGGCGUUGCGAACCUCGACACGUUUGUUCAACGCGCGUUUGUCAACCCAACGACCCGCCAUCAUGGCCGCCUCGAUGCGUGCCCAAUCCACUUUGAACACGGGUGAAGUCAUUGAAGAUCCCCAAAUUGGCGAUUAUCCCAACUUGCCACGAUGGAGUGCACAAACUCGUGGUCCUUUUGGUUGGUGGGAUCCCCAAGAUAAGCGUAACUUUGGCGAACCGGUUCACGAAGAAGAUGAAUUGAUGGGUGUUUGGGCACCUGAUCUUCAUACAUACAGCCCAUACAAGGCCUUGGCCCAGUUGGGUUUGGCGGGUGGCCUCAUUGCCGGUUUUGCGUACUUUAUUUACAACACGUACCCAGAACCCCCAGCUGCCAAGCGCACGUAUCCUUAUGAUGGAUUGAAGGCCGAGUUAGGAUCGCGUGAUCAUGACGUUAGAACUCGUGGAGCUCGCGCAGAAGAGUAAAACGUUCGAGAAAUAUAUAAGUGCGGAACAUACUUUUGGCUUUGUUGUAAUAAAGAAGAAAAGAAUACAAACUCAUGUGACAUUAGAAAAAAUUUCCAAUUUGCCGUUUUUCCACAUGCGGCAUUACUGUCAAAAAAACUAAAGCGGGGCCGUUCAUCCAGUCGAGUCGCGCUUUUAGAUCCAUCCGUAUAAGAGAGGGUGUAUGGGAAGAGAGUAGUGGUCUUGAAAGAAGUGGGGCACAGAACCC
Messenger RNA from Zychaea mexicana, 781 nucleotides. RefSeq lists its product as uncharacterized. The transcript has 4 exons. Gene Ontology annotation, cellular component: mitochondrion. Lineage: Eukaryota; Fungi; Mucoromycota; Mucoromycetes; Mucorales; Lichtheimiaceae. The record is from RefSeq and is a predicted model, not a curated record. Bases 70 to 534 code for a protein of 154 amino acids.